Brenthis ino (lesser marbled fritillary) is the source of this 462-nucleotide messenger RNA. NCBI's taxonomy places the organism in Eukaryota, Metazoa, Arthropoda, Insecta, Lepidoptera, Nymphalidae. The record is from the annotation of a GenBank genome assembly.
AUGCAUCUGAUAAUUCUUGGGACAUUCCUGACGAUGGCGUACGGGAUGCCUUCCUACAUAGCAGUUCCAGCAGAUCAAAUAGCGUUCGUGGACCUCACAGCGCUACGAUCGAGUAGUAGAUCGAGAGUAAGAGUCCCAAGACAGAUCCUGACUCCACCACCACAGCUACCAGAAGCAAUAUAUGAAGAAAACUACCAACCGAUACCGAUACAUAAUUAUCAUCAAGGAACAAUAGCGCUCGCCCCUCCUCCCCCACCCGAAGCCCCAGAACGGAUUCAAAGUCAACCUGAAGAAGAUGGAACUCCAAGCUCAUCUAACAGCGGUGCAGUAUCACAUUUUGCGGAGAGACCUCCAGAUUUUGGGGAAUACGUAGAUUUUGGAGCCCACACGGGAGAUAAUGGUGCCUUCGGGUGGUAUGCGGACUAUCCUGUCAACAACCAAGAUAGCUCGGGAUAUAGGAAA